Molecule: messenger RNA, 4387 nt
Organism: Paramacrobiotus metropolitanus
Lineage: Eukaryota; Metazoa; Tardigrada; Eutardigrada; Parachela; Macrobiotidae
Product: signal transducing adapter molecule 1-like
Exons: 14
Coding region: 2697-4208 (503 amino acids)
Biological process (GO): protein transport to vacuole involved in ubiquitin-dependent protein catabolic process via the multivesicular body sorting pathway
Cellular component (GO): ESCRT-0 complex
Molecular function (GO): ubiquitin binding; phosphatidylinositol binding
Source: RefSeq, a predicted model, not a curated record
GAUGACGCUAGUACGUCACCAUCUCCCGUGCAUAUGCAGUACUUAUUAGCAUUACACGUACGUCUUAUCAUUACCUGUUGCACCGCAUUAACUGUGUUUAGCACUUGGCUCGAUAGUCAAGACAGGUACGAGCAGUACACAUACGAUCAGCAUUACACUGUUGCGAUAACACUGGGCUUUGAAGUUCUGAUCCGCUGAAUGUUUUGUCAGAGAACUUUAGUCGAGGAGUUAUGAUCGCACAGCUCUGGAAUUUCUUAUGAUUACUGGUUUCGACUAAUAAAAGCGUAACGGAAGUCGAGCGGUGUUUCUCCCGUAGAUUUUCAUAGAAAAUCGUUCUUCUUCCUAGCCUGCCCCGUGGCAUGGCUAUCAUGGUAGCAGAUACUAAGAUCCGCCAAAUCUGAGCAUAAUUUCAUAUUGGAAGCAAUAUCUCAUCUUUGUCGGAAGUUGGUGUGGUGGACGCUGAUUCUCCAAAGCAAUAUCGUCGUGAACUUUUAUUGUACAGCAUUGCCCUUUAUUGGGAUUAACUGACAGCAAUAUCUCGAGCCUAGUUGCAGAGUUUUGGUUUUCGUGGACUGCGGAGCGGUGAGCCACGGUGCGCGAAACCCGUGCAGUUUGGACGUGGGGUGGUGUUGCGGUGAGACACGGUUCCCGAAACUCCGUGCAGCAAGGAUUGUGGAUAGUCGAAGCAUUAUGGCCGACCAGCAGUGUCCGAACUGUGCCCGCACAGGACGCUUGUGUGUGACGUGCAUCCUCAAGCAGGCGCCGAAUGUACAACAGCGCGUCUUUAUGCUGCACCUGGAAGCACUACUGGGCAAUUACCAGGCAUUCCAGUGUCUCCUGUUGCGCGCCCACUGGGAGCAUGUCAUCGUCAACCGUGACUACUACGAACAAAUUCGUGUCGCAGUCGAUCAUUUCCGCAGUACGAAGGAUGGCUGGAGCAAGGCACAGCAUGUACCGACAUGGGACGAGAUGAAAGCACAGGAGCAGCAGCAUCACCAGCUCAUGUCGCAAGCACGCCAGCAGUUGAACGCUGAAGAGCAGCCUCCAGUCCAGCAUGAUCAGUCUGCCGUAGCAAUGCCAGCCGCCUUAGUUCAGCAGCAGUGGAAUACCGUUGGUCGUCAGCCGUUUGGUGCACGCCACUUUCCUGACCGCUCAACGGUGCCUCAGAAUCCGCAGCAGCGCCGAGCCGAUGCACCGGCAGCACAGCCACGCCAGUACAGCACCCGCAUGCCUAAUUUGCCAGCUGCGGAUGAGCGCGCCGACCGCAUUCUGCUGACGUUGGGUUUUGAUAAGCAUGACCAGCGCAAACUGAUGAAAGGCAUGUUAACCCGUACGAUGAGCACACUGGACCGCUUUCUGGCGAAUUCCGGUUUACUGGAAGAGAUGCAAGCGGAAAAGUAUAACUACCGUGAUGAUCGCCCGAAGAAGGAAGAACGCGAUAUCCGUACGGUUAUCUUCGCAGCAAUGGCAUGCCCUCAGCAUUACAUCCUGAGAAUUUCGAACACAGCAUUCUGACUAUCGAUAUUGAAGCAUUGAGUCAACUUGUGUACCAUCCGCGUAAAAGCAUGAUCCCGUACUUGUUCAAUUUCAUUAGUCCAGAUGCGAACGGUGCAAACCUGUUGUACGCCGGUCGUGUAGCAAUAUUCACCGAUGAGAUGUUGGUCAUGAUGAAGGAAGAGCAAGAUUUUCGUAGCAUGGACCGUCGUAAACAGCAGAUUAUGGUGAAUUACGUCCGUUUGUAUUUUGGUGCAUUGCUGGGACAUCACGGAUGUCAUAAGCAGUUGGCCGACGCUCCGCAUGAAGACAGCGCUUUCUUUCACGAAGCAAUAGUUAAUCUUGGUCCGACACUGAACGUACAGGACAAGAUCGACCGCAUUCGCCAUGCAAUGGAAAUUGGUUUGGAGAAAGUUGCUGGAAAGCCAGUUGAGCAGUUGGUAGUAAAUCCGCAUGAUGCCGUGGAAAACGUUCUCACUCAGUUGCAGAAGUUGAAGGACAAGUACGAGCCGCAAGGCGGACAACAGCAGCAAGUCGCACAAAAUCAGCCGCAGCACCAGCCAGUGUUCAACUUGAACCCGCAGGGAAACGCUGCACAGUUGCAAGGUAUUAUCCCGGCAGGUGAGAAUGCCGCAAUGGACGAAGUCGAAGACUCAAGUGGCGGAUAGUGUGGCGCAGUUGAAUUUCUCCGCAGAAACUAUGGAGCAUUCGGGAAAAGAGCAGUAGUUUGAAUAGCAUGUACUGAAUUACUAAGCAAUAUUUAUUUUGUAAAUUAGCAUUAUUUUUCUGUAAUCAAUAUUUCUUUUGAAUUCCGCAAUAGACUUGAUUUGUCAGCAUUUUUCUUCGAUGGACGAUAGACUGACAGCCUCACAGGCGCAGUCUGGAUGUGGAUCGCGAAUUGACACGCAGCCUUAUAGGCGGUGUCGGAAUGAGUGGACAUUUAACGGUGGAAUGGAUUUUUGAUAAUUUUUGUGUUCCUGUUUAACCAAAGUACUAACAGAUCUCGAUGGAUAUUUCUUCAGUUUAUUGAGCUUAACUCAUGAUUUCAUUUUAUUUUCAUUAAACAGCCGAUCAGUGACUGUUCAAGGUGCCUGCAGUUUUCCGAGUUUUGCGUUCCAUAUCACUGGACAUUGCAUUUGGAGUUAGUGAUUCCUCCACCUGGGGUUUCUUACGGUUUUUGGACGUGAUAUCGAAACAGGAAAAUGCCCAGCCAAAUUGAAACCGCGAUAGAGAAAGCCACAGAUGGCCACAACACCACGGAAAAUUGGCAUGACAUCAUGGAGAUCGUGGAUAUGAUAGAAACACAAUCAAAUGGAGCGAAGGAAGUGCUGCGCUGUUUGCUAAAGCGUCUGAAACAUCGUGAUCCACACGUGGCGCUCCAUGCUCUUACCGUUCUGAAUGCCUGCGUGGUGAAUGGCAAACGGAAAUUCCAUCUGGAAGUGGCUUCGCGAACUUUUGACGAUGAAGUGCGAGCCAUUCUUCAGAAUACCUACAAUUAUCCACGUCCCCUCAUUGAGCGCCUGUGUCAAACUAUUAAAAAAUGGGCGGAAACCGAAUUUAAAUCCGAUUCCGCUUUAACUAUCAUUCCAACCCUUUAUAAUCACAUUAAGAAUACCAAUCCGGAAUACAUCACCGAGGCUGUUCUGGGAACAAAAUCGACAGUAUCACAGCCGGCUUCCUCAAAAACGGAAAAUCCAGCGGCGUCUGCCAAACAAAAGGAGGAAGAGGAUUUUGCUAAAGCUAUUGCUCUUUCCUUGCAAGAAGAAGAGAAAAAGAAGCGGACUACAGCGGCAUUUUCGGCAUUGUACCCCAGCAUGAGCGACAGUGGACCGUCGAAAAAUGAGCCUGUCUAUGCUACGGUCAAAUCCAAGGAACCUCGCAAAGUCAGGGCGAUGUAUGAUUUUGAAGCGGUGGAAGAUAAUGAAUUGACCUUUAAGGCUGGCGAAAUUCUUCUUGUGCUCGACGAUAGUGAUCCUAACUGGUGGAAAGGGUCAAACACUCGUGGAGAGGGAUUAUUUCCAACUAAUUUUGUAACGAGCGACUUGAAUUGGGAGCCUCAGAAUGAGUUUCCUGGUGGGCAGAAAAAGCAGUCGAACGACACUGGCAGCGCUGCAUCGGUGCCAGUUGAACAGAAGCCGGUGGAAAUUGAUGAAGCUUUAAUUGAUAAGACGUUGAAUAUGAUCCAUGACGCAGAUCCAACGGGAGAACGACCAGAUCCAGCUGAUUUACUCACCCUUGAAGAUCAGUGCAAUCGUAUGUUUCCCCUAACUGACACUGAGCUGCAGAAAACAGAUCGUUUGCAGACAAGUUUGGAUGAGUUGUCCGCUCAGUUGACGGAUGCACUGGCCAUGUAUGAUUCUGUGAUGAAAGAGCAGGCGGCUCAGUUAAACACAGGAACGUAUGCACCGCAGCCUGUGGACCCUGGAAUGGCUCAGGCUUAUAGAUACUACGGACAGCAGCCGGGUGUUGCUGCUCCGGGCGCAGUUAUGGCAGGAUCUCAUCAGUAUCCACAGCCAAAUUACCACCCAGGCCCUGUAGACCCAUCGGCCGCAUAUGCAGGUCAACAUCCCGGUUUCCAGCCGUAUAAUCCCAGCCCAGCAAAGCUCGCAUCGGCCGCAGGUUCCAUUCCAGCGACGCAGCCAAAUUACGCAUCGCAUGUGGUUGAUCCGAACGUGUAUGCCCCUUCCGCUCAUAAUUAUCCCACUAAUAUGUAGUACCAGAUGGAAUCGAAGAUUUUAUAGAUUUCAUUUAUCUAGAUAUUUUUUUUCUCUGGGAUAUUGUGGAUAUUGUCCUUCGUUUUAAGCAUGGCAUGUGUUUGUUUGUUGUCCGUUAUUGGUCGUUCGGUUUGUAAUUAUUGCACAGAUUUUUUCGGUGUAAAUGGCGCAUACUGUGG